Symphalangus syndactylus (siamang) is the source of this 874-nucleotide messenger RNA. It is a transcript of the gene RAMP1, whose product is annotated as receptor activity modifying protein 1. Gene Ontology annotation, biological process: cellular response to hormone stimulus; protein localization to plasma membrane; receptor internalization. NCBI's taxonomy places the organism in Eukaryota, Metazoa, Chordata, Mammalia, Primates, Hylobatidae. The record is from RefSeq and is a predicted model, not a curated record. Gene Ontology annotation, cellular component: signaling receptor complex; cell surface; membrane. Gene Ontology annotation, molecular function: coreceptor activity.
GCGCGUCUCCAACGGGCCCGCGCCGCGGCGGGCUCAGUCCUCAGCGGGGCGCGUGGCGAGCGGACUUGACUCGGCGCCGCUGUGCACCAUGGCCCGGGCCCUGUGCCGCCUCCCGCGGCGCGGCCUCUGGCUGCUCCUGGCCCAUCACCUCUUCAUGGCCACUGCCUGCCAGGAGGCUAACUACGGUGCCCUCCUCCAGGAGCUCUGCCUCACCCAGUUCCAGGUAGACAUGGAGGCCGUCGGGGAGACACUGUGGUGUGACUGGGGCAGGACCAUCAGGAGCUACAGGGAGCUGGCCGACUGCACCUGGCACAUGGCGGAGAAGCUGGGCUGCUUCUGGCCCAACGCAGAGGUGGACAGGUUCUUCCUGGCAGUGCACGGCCGCUACUUCAGGAGCUGCCCCAUCUCAGGCAGGGCCGUGCGGGACCCGCCCGGCAGCAUCCUCUACCCCUUCAUCGUGGUCCCCAUCACGGUGACCCUGCUGGUGACGGCACUGGUGGUCUGGCAGAGCAAGCGCACCGAGGGCAUCGUGUAGGCGGGGCCCAGGCUGCCCGUGGGUGCACCCAGGCUGCAGGGUGAGGCCAGGCAGGCCUGGGCAGGGGCAGCUUCUGGAGCCUUGGGACAGAGCAGGCCCACAAUGCCCCCCUAAUGCCAGCCAAGAAGAGCUCAGAGGAGUCCAGAGUAGCCGAGGCUCCGGCAUUAACCUAGAAGCCCCCCUGGCUGGAAGCCCCCCUGGCUGGAGGCCACCGCCACCCUAGGAAGGGGGCAGGGACGUGACCCCAACUUACCUCUGGAAAGGGUCCCAGCCUAGACUGCUUACCCCAUAGUCACAUUUGUGGAUGAGUGGUUUGUGAUUAAAAGGGGUGUUCUUGAA